Molecule: messenger RNA, 757 nt
Organism: Otolemur garnettii (small-eared galago)
Lineage: Eukaryota; Metazoa; Chordata; Mammalia; Primates; Galagidae
Product: cystatin-C-like
Exons: 3
Coding region: 70-510 (146 amino acids)
Molecular function (GO): cysteine-type endopeptidase inhibitor activity
Source: RefSeq, a predicted model, not a curated record
UUCUGGCUAUUGGAUCUUGCCAGUCUUUCCUCUGCAGCUCUGGCCUUGCGCUCCGCGUGCGAACUGACCAUGGCUGGUUCCCCGCGAGCCACGCUGCUCCUGCUGGCCACGCUGGCCGUGGCCCUGGCCGUGAGCUCCGCGACCGGCGCUAGCUCCGGCCUGCGAAAGCGCCUACUGGGCGGCUUCAUGGACGCCGACGUCAACGAGGAGGGUGUGCAGCAUGCGCUGAACUUUGCCAUGAGCGAAUACAACAAGGCGAGCAAUGACAGGUACCACAGCCGCGCGCUGCAGGUAGUGCGCGCCAGCAAGCAGAUCGUGGCUGGGAUGAAAUACGUGCUGGAAGUAGAGAUUGGCCGGACCACGUGUACCAAGUCCCAGGCCAAGUUGGACGACUGUCCCUUCCAUAAGCAGCCACAUCUGCAAAGGAAAGUGCUCUGCUCUUUUGAGAUCUAUAGUAUUCCCUGGCAGGACAAAAUGACCAUGACAAAGUACAGUUGUCAGAACGCCUAGGGGUCUGUGCCAGGCCUGGCUGCACUGAUCACCUCUUCCCCACAUCCUGUACCGCCUGCUGGUGUCCUGUCCUGAGAUGGAGAGCCCCCCCCAACAGGUCUCCCUGUGCACCAGCUCUGGGAGGCAGGUAGAGGAGGCUUCCCGAGGCCUGUGCUGAGCAGUCACGUGGCUCUACACAUGACUCAAAUUUGCUGGACCAUGGUGCACACACUCACUCUCACCUGCUUCAAUAAAAAAUAGCAAUGGC